This is a messenger RNA of Pipistrellus kuhlii (Kuhl's pipistrelle), 1243 nucleotides long. Its product is annotated as olfactory receptor 7G3. Lineage: Eukaryota; Metazoa; Chordata; Mammalia; Chiroptera; Vespertilionidae. Bases 1 to 939 code for a protein of 312 amino acids. The transcript has a single exon. Gene Ontology annotation, cellular component: membrane. Gene Ontology annotation, biological process: G protein-coupled receptor signaling pathway. Gene Ontology annotation, molecular function: G protein-coupled receptor activity; olfactory receptor activity. The record is from RefSeq and is a predicted model, not a curated record.
AUGAAAUCAGGAAACCUCUCUGAUACUGCAGAAUUUCUCCUCCUGGGACUGUCAGAGGACCCAGGACUGCAACUUAUCCUCUUCUGCCUGUUCCUGUCCAUGUACCUGGUCACUGUGCUUGGCAACCUGCUCAUCAUCAUGGCCAUUAUCUAUGACUCUCACCUCCACACGCCCAUGUACUUCUUCCUCUCCAACCUGUCCUUUGUUGACAUCUGUUUCACCACCACCACGAUCCCAAAGAUGCUGGUGAACAUUCAGACACAGAGCAAAGCCAUCAGCUACACGGGCUGCCUCACCCAAAUCUGCUUUGUCCUGACUUUUGCUGGAUUGGAAAAUGGAAUUCUGAUAAUGAUGGCCUAUGAUCGAUUUGUAGCCAUCUGCCACCCACUGAGGUACAAUGUCAUCAUGAGUCCCAGACUCUGUGGGUUGCUGGUUCUGCUGUCCUUUCUUAUUAGUGUUCUGGAUGCUCUACUCCACACUUUGAUGGCACUACGGCUGUCCUUCUGCACAGACCUGAAAAUCUCCCACUUUUUCUGUGAAUUAGCUCAUAUUCUCAAACUCGCCUGUUCUGAUAUCUUCCUUAAUAACAUCUUUGUGUAUUUAGUGACCAGCUUGUUGGGUGUUGUUCCUCUCUCUGGGAUAAUUUUCUCUUAUAGUCGAAUUGUGUCCUCCAUUAUGAAAAUCCCAUCAGCUGGUGGAAAGUAUAAGGCAUUUUCCACCUGUGGGUCUCACUUAAUAGUUGUUUCCUUGUUCUAUGGGACGGGUUUUGGUGUAUAUCUCAGUUCUGAGGCUACACACUUUUCCAGGAAAAGUGCAAUAGUAUCAGUGAUAUAUACAGUGGUCACCCCUAUGAUGAAUCCAUUUAUCUAUAGUCUGAGGAACAAGGACAUGAUAGGGGCUUUGAGUAAGCUCAUCUCUAGAAUAUCAUCUUUUCAUUGAUACAUCAGCUGCUUUGGGCUUACAUUGCUGGAAUAUGACAGAGAGAAAGAAAUAAUGAGAGAUCCAGGAAACCUAAGCAACCUCUGAAUUUCCCAUACCAGAGAUCAAUUGGUUAAGGGUGAUAAUUUUGGAAUCAGAUCCUCUGAGUCUGAAUCCUCCCUCUGUUAAACCAUCGUUCUGGGUCUUUGGCAAUUUAUUUUAACUCUCUAAGCUCAGUUUUCUCAUCUAUGAAAUUGGCAUAAUUACAGUAGUUUACACGUUGAGAAGAUUUGAGAUACUUCAUUUAUAUCAAUGAUGAUUUGUG